Molecule: messenger RNA, 1863 nt
Organism: Lodderomyces margitis
Lineage: Eukaryota; Fungi; Ascomycota; Pichiomycetes; Serinales; Debaryomycetaceae
Exons: 2
Coding region: 1-1863 (620 amino acids)
Biological process (GO): translational initiation
Cellular component (GO): cytosolic small ribosomal subunit
Molecular function (GO): translation initiation factor activity; ribosome binding; tRNA binding
Source: RefSeq, a predicted model, not a curated record
AUGUCGAAAUCAACCGAAUUAUUCUUGGAACUCAUACAAGACUUUGAGGAUAUAACCCCUAGUCCGAAAGCACAAGGCGAGUGCAGAUCCGCUCUUUACUCUGGGAAUGGACAAGUGUUUGCAUACACACAACCUAGUGAGGUUGUAAUAUUGGAUACCUCAAGCCAAGCCAACCUUUAUCACCGCAUUGAAAUACCAGACGUUUUUGAUUUGAGCUUUUCUCCAAAGGGGACUUAUUUGUGCCUUUGGUGCAAACCGGUGUUAUUGAACAAGGAAAAUGGAACCUGGAACAAAAACUUGAAGAUUUUCAACAUCAAGUCAAAGGCCAUAAUCGCUGAAUGGAGUGUUAAGCACCAAAACGGCUGGAAGCCUCAAUUUACUAGUGAAGAAACAUUGUUUAGUAGAGGAGUGAAUAACCGUGAGAUUCAAUUUUUUGAAAUCAAGGCUGAAAGUGAUUCUGAGGUCAAUAUGAACCAACCGACGUUUAAAUAUAAGUUAGAGGAUGCAAAAGGCACGUUUCAAAAUUUCCAAAUCUCACCCGGUAAGAACCCUAGUGUUGCUGUAUUUAUUCCUGAGAAGUCGGGUAAACCUGCCAGCGUGCUCAUUUACAACAUCCCUAAUUUCAACCAACCAGUUUGUUUUAAAAAUUUUUUCAAAGCCGAGAGAUGUUUAUUGACCUGGAACUCUUUGGGUACUGCAUUAUUAGCAUUGGCAUCAACUGAUCAUGACACCUCGAACAAGUCUUAUUAUGGUGAAACAAACCUCUAUUUGUUGGGUAUUGCUGGGUCGUACAAUUCGAGAAUCGACUUGACGAAAGAGGGACCAAUCCAUGAUAUUACGUGGUCGCCAACUGCCCGUGAAUUUGCCGUUUCUUACGGGUAUAUGCCUUCUGAGACUACGUUCUUUGAUGCUAGAGGAAAUGCCAUUCAUUCAUUGCCUACAGCUUCGAGAAAUACUAUUUUGUAUUCACCUCACGCCAAGUUUGUGUUGGUUGCGGGAUUUGGAAACUUGCAAGGUACUGUUGACGUUUAUGAUCGUCAAAACAAGUUUGCCAAAGUUGUCUCGUUCGAAGCUUCAAACACUUCGGUUUGUGAAUGGUCGCCAUGUGGUAGGUUUAUCUUGACUGCUACUACAUCACCAAGAUUGAGAGUUGAUAAUGGUUUGAAAGUAUGGCAUGCAAGUGGUAAGCUCAUUUAUUUGAAAGAGUUUCCCGAAUUGUACUCAAUUGGAUGGAAACCACAAGAUUUGUCGCAAUUCCCACCAUUAAGGGCAUUAGAGCCAGCUCCAGAAGUGCACGAAUCUGCUAAAGAAUACACUGCUAAACGCGAGGCCAUAGCAAAUGCGGCUGCCAAGAAACCCGCUGGUGCGUAUCGUCCGCCACAUGCACGAGGAAGUGCUUCACUGAGCUCUGCUUCGAGUUUGUAUCAAAAGGAACUUGAAAAUAACAUGAAGAGUGGCACUCCUCCCCCACCGGGCUUGUCAAGGAAUGGUGUUGGAAGAGUCAAAACCGUACCUGGUGCCGCUCCCGUCGCUGAGAAAGAAAGUAAGGCUGCCGCCAAGAAUAGAAAAAAAAGAGAGGCUAAAAAGUCGAAAGAAGAAUCUCCAGCCCCAGCUCUGUCGGGUAAUGCUGGUACUGGAAAUGGUUCUGAUACUGCUUCUGCAGAAGCAGGUGCAGGUGUUAUUGGAGGUAUUGUUUCAGUUGAGGAGAAGAAAAUUAGAUCGUUGUUGAAAAAGUUGAGGGCGAUUGAGCAAUUGAAGAUGAAGCAGGCUGGAGGUGAACCUUUAGAGGAUACCCAAGUGAUUAAGAUUUCAAAAGAAGACGAGAUCAGAUCUGAAUUGCUGACAUUAGGAUGGACUGAAUAA